UAUUGACCAACAAAACAAAUAGAUUGUGACAAAUUGGUCGCUUGACGCUUCAUAAUGUUCUCUAAUAACUUUUAAUUUGCACUAUUUCUUCGGUCUCUUAAACUUCGUCUAUUUGCUAGUUUUUUAGUUAAAAAAAAAAAAAAUUGUUAACUUUUUACUUCUUAACUUGUAUUUUGCAUUACAGUUUGCUUACCUAUUCCAUAUUCAAUAUUAUAUUUAAGUGUUCGACAUAAUUUAGUUUUCAAAAACGACUGAUAUAAUACGUUUUAGAGUGUUUAGGCUGUUUUAUUAUAAAAAUUUCUUUAGAAAAAUGGCGGUCCAACAAAAAUAUAGACGCGAGGAAGUCAGCGAAGUCAGUUGUUGCCUGAAGUAUAUUAUAUUCAGCUUUAACGUUUUAUUUUGGAUGUUGGGUUUGUCUAUUAUGGCUGUUGGCGUUUGGGCAUGGACGGAGAAGAACGCGUUCAACAAUCUUGGAAAACUUACACAUUUGGCACUCGAUCCUGCGUUCGCUUUAAUUCUUAUCGGUGCAAUCACGUUCAUAAUAGGUUUCACAGGAUGUAUUGGCGCUUUACGUGAAAAUACGUGUUUGCUGGGAAGUUACGCCAUUCUGUUGGCUGUUAUAUUAAUAUUAGAACUGACUGCGGGAAUAAUGACUUUUGUAUUAAAAGAUACUAUUAAAUCACAAGCCACCGAAGGUCUUCAAACGUUCAUCGUGCAUUACAGAGAAGACCCCGAUCAACAGAAUCUCAUUGAUUGGAUACAAGAAGAUUGGUUGCAAUGUUGUGGAAUCAAAGGCCCUGAAGAUUGGGAUUUAAAUAAUUAUUUCAAUUGUUCCUCGCAAAUGGUCGGAAGCCGAGAAGCUUGUGGAGUUCCGUUUUCGUGUUGUAAACGAAAGCCUAACGAAAUGGUCGAAAAUAAACAAUGUGGAUAUGAUGUCAGAAAAGAAGGCUUUUAUGCUGAGAAAUGGACAAGUUUAAACUUGCCGACUCAAAUGGGCGAAAGAAAUAUUUAUGAAAGGGGUUGCAUGAGAGCCGCCGAAGAAUGGGUCGAAGAUAAUUUUGUUGGUGUCUUAACUACGGUUAUGGCCAUCACCAUAUUUCAGACCGACGAUAUCGGAAAACGAGUGGACAUGAUCAUAAAUGAAAAAGGUUGCUUGCAAGCUGGAGAAGAAUGGCUGGAAAGAAACAUGCUUUUCAUAGCCACUGUAAGUCUCAUAUCAGCUUUCUGCAAGAUCUUGGGAAUUUGCUUUGCACAGAAUCUUCGCGCUGACAUUUUCGCACAAAAAGGAAAAUGGCAUUAAAAUAGAAAACGGCAAUUUAAAGAAAAUGAACUUUAGGCUAUAAAUCUAUUAGAUGAUUUUCACAAAACUAAAUGAAUUCUUGGCGUACUACUAGUAGCCCAUCUACCUGUACAAUAAUAUUGAUGUGCAUUUAAACGCUUUUAAUGUGCAUAUUUUUUUAUAUUUGUGUUGUAAUUAUAUAAAGACCAAUCUUUGUUUUUUCAUCCAAAUUGUUUAGUUUUUAUAUUAUUUAUUUUUCACGAGCAGUUGUCUAGGCUCCUCGUUUAAUCAUCUUUACGUUUUAACAUAAACCUUUUUUUAAUUAGUUACCAAUUAAUAAAAAACUCAAAUUUUCUUUUAUAAAUCUAAUCAUUAUUAUUUAACUUCAGUUUUCGUUUGUUACUAUUAAUUUUUAUAAAACAAUUUUUUUUAUCUUUUAUAAUCUAUAUUUUAUUGACACAUAUUGUAGAUCUUUUGCCGACUACUUGGCUUACUAUGUUAUAUUUUAAUAAUUGAAUAUUAUUAUUUUGCUCAAUAUCUGAAAAGUAUUAUU
Adelges cooleyi (spruce gall adelgid) is the source of this 1832-nucleotide messenger RNA. RefSeq names its product tetraspanin-5 (gene Tsp26A). Lineage: Eukaryota; Metazoa; Arthropoda; Insecta; Hemiptera; Adelgidae. Gene Ontology annotation, cellular component: membrane. Gene Ontology annotation, biological process: protein localization to plasma membrane; protein maturation. Bases 311 to 1300 code for a protein of 329 amino acids. The transcript has 10 exons. The record is from RefSeq and is a predicted model, not a curated record.